Homo sapiens (human) is the source of this 5391-nucleotide messenger RNA. It is a transcript of the gene GAD2, whose product is annotated as glutamate decarboxylase 2. The record is from RefSeq and is marked reviewed. Gene Ontology annotation, molecular function: carbon-carbon lyase activity; carboxy-lyase activity; glutamate decarboxylase activity. Bases 37 to 1794 code for a protein of 585 amino acids. Gene Ontology annotation, cellular component: synapse; cytoplasmic vesicle; cytosol. The transcript has 16 exons. Lineage: Eukaryota; Metazoa; Chordata; Mammalia; Primates; Hominidae.
GCACUCGCAGGCGACCUGCUCCAGUCUCCAAAGCCGAUGGCAUCUCCGGGCUCUGGCUUUUGGUCUUUCGGGUCGGAAGAUGGCUCUGGGGAUUCCGAGAAUCCCGGCACAGCGCGAGCCUGGUGCCAAGUGGCUCAGAAGUUCACGGGCGGCAUCGGAAACAAACUGUGCGCCCUGCUCUACGGAGACGCCGAGAAGCCGGCGGAGAGCGGCGGGAGCCAACCCCCGCGGGCCGCCGCCCGGAAGGCCGCCUGCGCCUGCGACCAGAAGCCCUGCAGCUGCUCCAAAGUGGAUGUCAACUACGCGUUUCUCCAUGCAACAGACCUGCUGCCGGCGUGUGAUGGAGAAAGGCCCACUUUGGCGUUUCUGCAAGAUGUUAUGAACAUUUUACUUCAGUAUGUGGUGAAAAGUUUCGAUAGAUCAACCAAAGUGAUUGAUUUCCAUUAUCCUAAUGAGCUUCUCCAAGAAUAUAAUUGGGAAUUGGCAGACCAACCACAAAAUUUGGAGGAAAUUUUGAUGCAUUGCCAAACAACUCUAAAAUAUGCAAUUAAAACAGGGCAUCCUAGAUACUUCAAUCAACUUUCUACUGGUUUGGAUAUGGUUGGAUUAGCAGCAGACUGGCUGACAUCAACAGCAAAUACUAACAUGUUCACCUAUGAAAUUGCUCCAGUAUUUGUGCUUUUGGAAUAUGUCACACUAAAGAAAAUGAGAGAAAUCAUUGGCUGGCCAGGGGGCUCUGGCGAUGGGAUAUUUUCUCCCGGUGGCGCCAUAUCUAACAUGUAUGCCAUGAUGAUCGCACGCUUUAAGAUGUUCCCAGAAGUCAAGGAGAAAGGAAUGGCUGCUCUUCCCAGGCUCAUUGCCUUCACGUCUGAACAUAGUCAUUUUUCUCUCAAGAAGGGAGCUGCAGCCUUAGGGAUUGGAACAGACAGCGUGAUUCUGAUUAAAUGUGAUGAGAGAGGGAAAAUGAUUCCAUCUGAUCUUGAAAGAAGGAUUCUUGAAGCCAAACAGAAAGGGUUUGUUCCUUUCCUCGUGAGUGCCACAGCUGGAACCACCGUGUACGGAGCAUUUGACCCCCUCUUAGCUGUCGCUGACAUUUGCAAAAAGUAUAAGAUCUGGAUGCAUGUGGAUGCAGCUUGGGGUGGGGGAUUACUGAUGUCCCGAAAACACAAGUGGAAACUGAGUGGCGUGGAGAGGGCCAACUCUGUGACGUGGAAUCCACACAAGAUGAUGGGAGUCCCUUUGCAGUGCUCUGCUCUCCUGGUUAGAGAAGAGGGAUUGAUGCAGAAUUGCAACCAAAUGCAUGCCUCCUACCUCUUUCAGCAAGAUAAACAUUAUGACCUGUCCUAUGACACUGGAGACAAGGCCUUACAGUGCGGACGCCACGUUGAUGUUUUUAAACUAUGGCUGAUGUGGAGGGCAAAGGGGACUACCGGGUUUGAAGCGCAUGUUGAUAAAUGUUUGGAGUUGGCAGAGUAUUUAUACAACAUCAUAAAAAACCGAGAAGGAUAUGAGAUGGUGUUUGAUGGGAAGCCUCAGCACACAAAUGUCUGCUUCUGGUACAUUCCUCCAAGCUUGCGUACUCUGGAAGACAAUGAAGAGAGAAUGAGUCGCCUCUCGAAGGUGGCUCCAGUGAUUAAAGCCAGAAUGAUGGAGUAUGGAACCACAAUGGUCAGCUACCAACCCUUGGGAGACAAGGUCAAUUUCUUCCGCAUGGUCAUCUCAAACCCAGCGGCAACUCACCAAGACAUUGACUUCCUGAUUGAAGAAAUAGAACGCCUUGGACAAGAUUUAUAAUAACCUUGCUCACCAAGCUGUUCCACUUCUCUAGGUAGACAAUUAAGUUGUCACAAACUGUGUGAAUGUAUUUGUAGUUUGUUCCAAAGUAAAUCUAUUUCUAUAUUGUGGUGUCAAAGUAGAGUUUAAAAAUUAAACAAAAAAGACAUUGCUCCUUUUAAAAGUCCUUUCUUAAGUUUAGAAUACCUCUCUAAGAAUUCGUGACAAAAGGCUAUGUUCUAAUCAAUAAGGAAAAGCUUAAAAUUGUUAUAAAUACUUCCCUUACUUUUAAUAUAGUGUGCAAAGCAAACUUUAUUUUCACUUCAGACUAGUAGGACUGAAUAGUGCCAAAUUGCCCCUGAAUCAUAAAAGGUUCUUUGGGGUGCAGUAAAAAGGACAAAGUAAAUAUAAAAUAUAUGUUGACAAUAAAAACUCUUGCCUUUUUCAUAGUAUUAGAAAAAAAUUUCUAAUUUACCUAUAGCAACAUUUCAAAUGUAUUUAAAUACAUAUAAUUUUACAAAAGGAAAAUAUAUAUAUUAAAAAAGAUAUCCUAUUUUGUAACAUAUAGAUUUUUAUUUUAUAUAGGUUAUACAAACUGCGGGGGCAGAUAUAAAAUCUAAGCCAGAUUUUUUUUUCCUUUCUCUUAAUGGAGGCACAAUAAAACACUUAGCAAAGUUAUUUUGAAACAUUGACCCACGAAAUUCUUAAAAGGUAUUAUUGCUUCUUUCUAUACAUGUUAUGGCUUAUCACAUCUCUAAAGUUAGUAUUUCAAGACAAACACAAAAGAAUACUGCGAGUUCUUUAAAAUAAUUGAUCCCAUUGGCAGUAAGAUUCUCUUCCCCUUUAAGUUUUCCACCCAUUUUACUCUUAGCGGACUCACUCUGCAAGCGUGACAAACCAGGCUUCAUCUCAGAUUAAAUUAGGGUAAUUGUCUCUAUUCUGCUUUCCAGUUCGGCCUGUUUUGAACAGAAGGUUGAUGCUAGUUCUUGAGGCAUCUUCCAAAUAGUAUUCUUUUAUUAGGUCAUUUGAAUUAAUUAGAGAAAGUAAAAAUAAAACCUUAUCAGCCUGAGCAAAGAGGAAUGAAGCACACUCCCAGAAUGUGGUGAGCCCAGAAAAUUAAAGUUGGCCUUGGGAGAAGAGAUCUCUGUGGGACAAUAAUGACAUCAUCCUGGCGCCAUAUUGCCACUGUCCAGGAAAGAGAAAUUUACCUCCAGGCCAGUUGCGCAUUUCCAUCCCCUCCCCAUUCCUCCCCACAAAGUCUCUCCCACUAGACUCCCUACCACUGGGACCCAAAAUAGUUACUUUAUAUUCCAUGGGUGGUUGUUUUUCUUCCAUGAAAUGAGCCUCUCACCCUAGAUUUUGAGGCAUUAUCUUAAGAUUUUCCUUUAUCCAUCUCCCAUCGAGAUCCAAAGUGACCAGAAUAUGCAGAAAUAAUAAGAUCCUUAGAAUUCAAAAUAGUAUUUUUAAAACAUCCUUCUUUCCCUGUGAACCUGAUAGAAAAACAUGAGCUAACAAAAGCUUCCAUAGAUAUUUAUGGGGUCACACAUCGUCAGAUUCCAAGUGCUGAUUGGAGAACAAUAGAUUGAUAUGCAGACUGCAAAUGCAAAUUUAGGAACAUUCUCCAUUUCUGAAUGGACCAGGUAGUUCAGUACUCAGACUGCAGGUAUACAAGGGAAGAGAGAAGGCCCUGCCCUUCAACGGGUAGAAAUGCCCUACAAUAUAACAUAGAGAAAUGCCCUAUAAUAUAACCACAGGAUCCAGCCAUCUGAAAUUUUCAUAAGCUUCCCCCUACAUUAUUUCUCCUAGGCUAUAUGCAAAAACAGUGAUAACUUGAUAUGAACAUGGCUUUGGGCCCUUUCUGUCUAGAAAAACAAAUGGGUUCACUAUGACAAUCAGAAAUAAACUCUUUCAUCUGUCCCGCAGAAUUUCAUGAAGGAGUAACCUUCCAUUCUAGGCUUUGUCUAAUGGCCAAGCAUUAGACAAAGCAUUAGAAAGCAGUUCCUUUCUCAAAACUGCCUGCUGAGAAUAAGCACAUAGCUGCCCGACUAUCCGGAGCCUCAGGCCCAAAGGUUCCACUUCAGAGACAGAGAUGCUAAUUGAUCCAACCUGCUGUCCUUCGUGGAGAAGACAGUGGGGCCCAGUGCCCUGGUGAACCAACCCUGCUGUACUCCAGGAUGCUUUAUCUUUUGAGUUACAGAUCCUAGAUUAUAAACUGCUGCUUUUUAGGUUAAUGAGAUGGUAAAAUUUUAAAGGACAAUUUGUGCCUAUAUAUGAAAUUCCAGCAAAACAAUUCUAGCAACAACAAUAGCUCUUCUUCCCCGCUCCCCUACCCCUUCCCAGUACUCCUUCAAAUUGGCUGAGAGCCUUGCUCAGGCCUGUGCAGGGAAAUCCUUACCAACUGUAGCCCAAAGAAGGAAGCAAAUAAAAGCCUAGUAGGUCCCAGUAGUUUAAUAAAUCAUCUUGAAAGGAGAUGUGGAAUCAGGUCAGAAGAGAGUAAGGGAGGAAGGGAGGGAGGGAGGGAGGGAGGGAAGGAGGGAGGGAGGAAGGAAAUGAAGGGAGGGAGGGAGGGAGGAAAGAAGGGAGAUUAUUUUUAAUAUUAGCCCAAAUUCCCAGUGCCAUGGUCUUUAUGUGUGCCCAUUCUUUACAAAUCUUAGAAAAGUUUGGUUUUAGCUUUAAUCAGAACUGACAUGGCCAUUUUCAUUUAUACAGCAAUAUUGUGUUUAUCAUUUAAAAUACUUGAACAAACAAGUGUGAUAUGUCUUUAUCUGAGACCUAUACAUGGUAUGGACUUCAUAUACUGCCACAGGAUGUGAGGAAAGAAAAGGAAAUCAAUUCUGACUGUGUUGCCUUUAUUAUCUGGAUAAUACUGUCUUGUCACCUCAGAUUGGGGUUGUGCACUUUAGAUCUGAACUGUACAGUGUUGCAAAUCAACAUGUGUUUCUGUAAAAGCUUGUACAAUAUAUUAUUGAUAUGUCUUUUUCUGUGUGGUAGCUGUAUUGAACUUUGAUAUUAUGAAAACUACAUUUGCAUCUGUUCCUGUUCUCUCUCUCUCUCUCUUUCCUAACUAUAUGCCCUCCACAUCGGCUCUAAUAGAGAACAUGCCCUCAGCUAAGCCCCCUACUGAGAAACUUCCUUUGAGAAUUGUGCGACUUCACAAAAUGCAAGGUGAACACCACUUUGUCUCUGAGAACAGACGUUACCAAUUAUGGAGUGUCACCAGCUGCCAAAAUCGUAGGUGUUGGCUCUGCUGGUCACUGGAGUAGUUGCUACUCUUCAGAAUAUGGACAAAGAAGGCACAGGUGUAAAUAUAGUAGCAGGAUGAGGAACCUCAAACUGGGUAUCAUUUUGCACGUGCUCUUCUGUUCUCAAAUGCUAAAUGCAAACACUGUGUAUUUAUUAGUUAGGUGUGCCAAACUACCGUUCCCAAAUUGGUGUUUCUGAAUGACAUCAACAUUCCCCCAACAUUACUCCAUUACUAAAGACAGAAAAAAAUAAAAACAUAAAAUAUACAAACAUGUGGCAACCUGUUCUUCCUACCAAAUAUAAACUUGUGUAUGAUCCAAGUAUUUUAUCUGUGUUGUCUCUCUAAACCCAAAUAAAUGUGUAAAUGUGGACACA